Leptosomus discolor (cuckoo roller) is the source of this 655-nucleotide messenger RNA. Lineage: Eukaryota; Metazoa; Chordata; Aves; Leptosomiformes; Leptosomidae. The record is from RefSeq and is a predicted model, not a curated record.
GUUAUGCGCUACCAGGUUCUGCUGUCGCUGAUGCUCUCCAGCCAGACCAAGGACCAGGUGACAUCAGCUGCCAUGCUGCGCCUGAGGCAGCGUGGCCUCACGGUCGACAACGUUUUGCAGAUGGAUGAUGCGACGCUGGGGCAGAUCAUUUACCCCGUGGGAUUCUGGAGGAACAAGGUGAAGUACAUAAAGCAGACGACAGCCAUCCUGAAGCAGAAGUACGGGGGCGACAUACCGAGAACUGUGGAGGAGCUGGUGCAGCUGCCGGGAGUCGGCCCCAAAAUGGCCCACUUGGCCAUGAACAUUGCCUGGGACAGUGUGUCCGGGAUAGCUGUGGACACCCACGUGCACAGGAUCACGAACAGGCUCAAGUGGGUGAAGAAGGAGACCAGAAGCCCCGAGGCAACUCGGGUAGCGCUGGAGGACUGGCUGCCCAGGGAUCUCUGGAGGGAGCUAAACUGGCUCUUGGUGGGCUUUGGCCAGCAGACCUGCCUGCCCGUGAACCCUCGCUGCAAUGAGUGCCUCAAUCGAGACAUUUGCCCAGCUGCUAAGAGACGCUUGAGGGAUCAGCCGGGCUUCGGAGAGCAACAAAGCUGCUUCGGCUCGGCGGCAGCCCGGAGCUGAGCCCUGGUAAAGCUGGGCUUCGCACGGGGCU